Dermatophagoides farinae (American house dust mite) is the source of this 914-nucleotide messenger RNA. RefSeq names its product mitochondrial ribosomal protein L50 (gene mRpL50). Gene Ontology annotation, cellular component: mitochondrion; mitochondrial large ribosomal subunit. NCBI's taxonomy places the organism in Eukaryota, Metazoa, Arthropoda, Arachnida, Sarcoptiformes, Pyroglyphidae. The record is from RefSeq and is a predicted model, not a curated record.
AUUUCGGGUGUAUAUAGCCGUCAUGUCAUAUGUUUCGGUCAUUGAUAUGAAUCGAUGUGCCGAUUCACGUGUUGAUUGAUUCAAUUUAAAAAAAAAAUGUUUAUCAUCAAUCUGACUAAAUCAUUAAUAACGACUAAAUCGUUAUGCAAUCAUACAAUUCGACCAUUAGCACAUUAUGUCAUCAAUCAGAAUGGUGAAAAAGUUGUCGUAAGUAAACGUACUAAUAUUCGAUCGAAACGUGAAAAAUGGCAAAAUGUCAAAGCAAUGGAAUUUGAAGAUGAAUUGAAAAAAAUACGUAAAAUCGAAUUCAACGAUAGACUACAUGCAGAUCCAGAACAAGCACGUCAAAUGGCUGAAGAUAAAUUUCAACAAUUAGCUGAUCGUUUAAAAUCUUCAGGUUUAUGUCGUGAUACAAAACCAUACGAUCCACCGGAAAAUACCAGCCAAAUUAUUGAUGAAAUCUGUCAGGAAAUUUGUCGAGGAUCAAAUUUUUUUUCCAAUCUAACUGAAAAAUUCAAUUUUCUUACCAAAUGUCAGGAACGAUUUGAUCAUGAAGUGACCAAUUCAGAACUUUAUCGAAUGAACACAGUCGAUGAUGUAAGAGAAUAUUAUAUGAUACCCGUACGUGGCCGAUCCAAAUAUAAUGUUUGGGCAUAUGAGAAAUCAACGUUGCCACCAAAUCUAAACUUAAUACCCGAACCAUUGAGGUUUAAUCCAAAAACGGAUACAUUUUUCGACGGUGUGAAUGCAUUCCCUGGUAACAUACCACAAGUGGUUGGACUAAGAGCUAAGAAAAAAUAUCCAAAAAUAGAGGAUAACUUCAUUUGGCCCGAUGUUUGAGAAUAUUCAUUAGUUCAUUUUUUUAAUUUGUUACUUGAUUAAUUAAAAAAAAAAACAGGAAAUGUUUAACAAAA